AUGUCUGGACAGGACAAAAGCCAGAACCUAAUGGAUAUUGCGAAGCAGGCCGAGAAAGAUCUUGCGUCCGACUAUCUGAAGCAUGGAGCCGGAGACGGUGGUUUCGGAGGGAAGACUAUCCCUGGAGGCAGUCUCAGCACCGUCGAAUCUGGCAUUGACCAAUCCGUUACGAAGAAAUUCCCUGGAAGCACCGCCGAAUACGGCAGCAAGGUCUCAGGAGCAGGGAACAACCGCGAAAUUCCCUUAGAGGAGGGUGGCGACAUUGUGAAGGGUGUAGGGAGACUCACAAAAGCUGGGGAUUUUGACCAAGGAGAGCCGGGUGAAGGCCCAGAAGAUGUUGCUGCCAAACGAGCCCAGGAGCGGCCCGGAGACGAUGAUGUACGAACCCACAUCAAGAUCACAUAG
Messenger RNA from Exophiala spinifera, 405 nucleotides. RefSeq lists its product as uncharacterized. The transcript has 2 exons. The record is from RefSeq and is a predicted model, not a curated record. Bases 1 to 405 code for a protein of 134 amino acids. NCBI's taxonomy places the organism in Eukaryota, Fungi, Ascomycota, Eurotiomycetes, Chaetothyriales, Herpotrichiellaceae.